CGCACCAUGCCGAUAGUUGAUAAGCUGCGGGAAGCCCUGAAGCCUGGCCGGAGGGAGCCGGCCAGCGACGGGGAGCUGUCCAGGCUGCUGGCCACCUCCGCCAGGAAGGUCCUGCUGCAGAGGAUUGAGUUUGAGCCGGCCGCCCGGAGCUUCUCCUACCAGCUGGACUCCCUGAAGAGCAAGUAUGUGUUACUGAAUGCCAGGACAGAGGGAGACAGCCGCCCCAAGAAUGGAGAGGAGCCCCCAGCCAGGAGAGCCGGCAGCGAGCACGUGUUUGAGGAUGGCAGUGACGGGGUGCCAGCCCCCCAGAAAGUGCUGUUCCCCACGGAGCGGCUGUCCUUGCGGUGGGAACGCGUCUUCCGCGUGGGCGCCGGCCUGCACAACCUGGGCAACACCUGCUUCCUGAACUCUACCGUGCAGUGCUUGACCUACACGCCGCCACUGGCCAACUACCUGCUCUCCCAGGAGCAUGCACGCAGCUGCCACCAGGGCGGCUUCUGCAUGCUGUGUGUCAUGCAGAACCACAUCGUGCAGGCCUUCGCCAACAGCGGCAACGCCAUCAAGCCCGUCUCCUUCAUCCGAGACCUGAAAAAGAUUGCCCGGCACUUCCGCUUCGGGAACCAGGAGGAUGCGCACGAGUUUCUGCGCUACACCAUUGAUGCCAUGCAGAAAGCCUGCUUGAACGGCUGUGCCAAACUGGACCGUCAAACCCAGGCCACCACCUUGGUCCACCAGAUCUUUGGCGGGUAUCUGAGGUCGCGAGUGAAAUGCUCACAGUGCAAGAGCGUCUCGGACACCUAUGACCCCUACCUGGACAUAGCGCUGGAGAUUCGGCAAGCUGCAAAUAUCGUGCGGGCUCUGGAGCUCUUUGUGAAGCCGGAUGUCCUGAGUGGAGAGAAUGCCUACAUGUGCGCCAAGUGCAAGAGGAAGGUGCCGGCCAGCAAGCGCUUCAGCAUCCACAGGACCUCCAACGUGCUGACGCUCUCUCUCAAGCGCUUCGCCAACUUCAGCGGCGGCAAGAUCACCAAGGAUGUCGGCUACCCGGAGUUCCUGAACAUCCGUCCCUACAUGUCCCAGAGUAGCGGCGAGCCUGUCACCUAUGGGCUCUAUGCCGUCCUGGUCCACUCAGGCUACAGCUGCCACGCAGGCCACUACUACUGCUACGUGAAGGCGAGCAAUGGACAGUGGUACCAGAUGAAUGACUCCCUGGUGCAUUCCAGCAACGUCAGGGUGGCCCUCAACCAGCAGGCCUACGUGCUCUUCUACCUGCGAAUCCCCAGCUCUAAAAGAAGUCCCGCAGGCCCCAUCUCCCGCACAAGCUCCGCCUUCCCUGGCCGCCCUGCUGGGACUCCAGACCCCUCCAGGAAGAGCUUCAGCCAUGGGAGCACACACUCGCCGCUGCCGGGCAAGCGACACGACUCUUUGCUGGGGAAGAAGCCGCAGGCUGCAGAAGAGCUGGGUGUGUCCGUCUCCCGGAAUGGCUCCAUUCUGGGCCUGAAGACGCCGAAUGGACAUGGUCCUCCGAAGCUGCCCCCGGGGACCCCGUCCCCCAGACUCCCCCAAACUCCCACGCAUGUUCCCACUGUCCUCGAUGAGCCUGGGAAGAAGGUGAAGACGCCAGCCCCCAUGCAGCAUCCGCCCCCGUCCCCCAUAACUUCUCAGGGCUUUGCUGGCACCAGCACCUCGAAUGGCGGCAAGUGUGGGGCCCCUGGAGGCCGCGGACAGGGCUCCUGGGACCGCGGAGUCACCGCCCUCUCUACCUCACCUGAGCUCCUGGCUGAAGCCACUGCCAGUGGGCACGGGCCCAAGAGGCGUGAUGGGUAUGCUGACCUCAACAGUUGCAGCCCCAAGCAUUCCAGCAGCCGCGACUCCGCCCAAGCGCCCCAGACCCCGAAGUGUGGAGCUGCCCGCCUCUGUGACUCUCAGGAAACAAACUGUCCAGCCACUGGCCACGCCAAAGCGCCACCAGCUGGAGCGGACCCCAAGGUGGCAAGGCUCAAGUGCCCCGAGCCCGCCAGCGCCACGUCUCCUCCGCCAGCCAAGAAGCCCGCCCUGUCUGCUGAGAAGGCCAGCUCCCUGCGGAGGGCGACCCGCAGUGAGCCCCGUUCACCUCUGCCCUCGCCAUUCUCCGACCUCACCUACCCCAUGACAGCCACUCACCGGGCCAAGGCCUCCACCUGGCCUGUCAGCCAACCCAGGGCUGUGUCGCCUGCUCCCCCGUCAGCCCGCCACGCGAAGCCGCCCGUCAGCCCGCACUCCACGCCGCUCCACAGCCCCCAGCCCCCGCGGAGCUGCUCCCCCACUUCCAGCUCCCUGCCUCAGGUCAACGGGGGUGCCGUGGCCCCUUCAUACCAGCUGCCUGAGGCCAGCAGAGCCCCCCAGAGCUCCUCCAAAAAGAGGAAAAGGACCUGCGGGGAGACUCUCGGGGGUUCAGGCCCGGAGGUGCCCCUGACAGGGCCCCUCGAGGCGGAGGCUGCAGUGCCUCGCAGGAAGAAGAAAAGGAAAAAGAGGAAGCCGCUCGAGGAUGCAGCCAUGGCCAUCAGGCAGGCCAGGGGCCUGGAGGGCAGGGAGGGCCCGGUGGAGCUGCCAGCUAGUCCAUCGGAAGCAGCAGGCACAUGGCCUGAGGUGAACGGCCAGCAGGGAGGACACGGCCUGGGUGGCCAGCGCAGCCGCAAGAGGAAGAAGAAGCAAGCAGAUAAGCCUGGCAGGGCAGACGGCCUCGCCCUGGGCACUCCCCGGCACAGCCGCGGUGAGCCUGGGCCCAGGGCUGUGUCACCCAGGAGGAAGAAGAGAAGGCAGGAGUCAGAGCAGGAGGCCGAAGAGACGAAGCGUCCGCAAGGCCAGGGGAGCGCGCAGCCCCGUGACGCUGUGGUCCCUGGGCGGAGCCAUCCCUUGGCACUCGUGAACGGGCAACUUCCUGGGGACUGCACAGGCGCACCCCUGGGUGAGCAGGGGACAAGAGCCGUGGGAGUACAAAAUCCGGGGAUUACUCCUGCCUCCAGCCCCGGGGUACCAGCCCUCCUGCCCAGGGAGGGGACACGGCAUACAGGAGCUGCAGGGCUGGGCCGGGCUGCUCCGGCCCGUGGGGACAGAGAGGACAGACUGGAUGUGCUUCAGGAGCUGCUGAGAUACUCUUCAGAUAAAGCUUAUGGGAAGAAAGUGUUGACAUGGGAUGGGGAAGUGUCCGCCGUCAGUAGGGACGCUGCUGAAGACAGCCGGCUGGCCCGGACCCAGAGCGUGCUCGACGACUGGGAUGAGGAGUUUGACCGUGGGAAGGAGAAGAAGGUGAAAAAGUUCAAGAGGGAGAAAAGGAACUUCAACGCCUUCCAGAAACUUCAGAGCAGAUGGAACUUCUGGUCUGUGACACAUCCUGCCAAGGCUGCCAGCCUCAGCUAUCGCCGCUGACUUUGCCUCUGCCAGAGGAGGUUGGUAUGGGGGCGAGUGACACACAGAGGCCAGUCCCGGAGGGGCUC
Messenger RNA from Ochotona princeps (American pika), 3473 nucleotides. RefSeq names its product ubiquitin specific peptidase 36 (gene USP36). Gene Ontology annotation, cellular component: nucleus; cytosol. The transcript has 18 exons. Gene Ontology annotation, biological process: regulation of apoptotic process; protein deubiquitination. The coding region runs from base 7 to 3405 and encodes 1132 amino acids. Gene Ontology annotation, molecular function: cysteine-type deubiquitinase activity; cysteine-type endopeptidase activity. Lineage: Eukaryota; Metazoa; Chordata; Mammalia; Lagomorpha; Ochotonidae. The record is from RefSeq and is a predicted model, not a curated record.